Messenger RNA from Heterotrigona itama, 6195 nucleotides. Lineage: Eukaryota; Metazoa; Arthropoda; Insecta; Hymenoptera; Apidae. The record is from the annotation of a GenBank genome assembly.
UUUAGCACAGGGCUGAAAUAUGCCGGAGGAACAGAAGUCUGCUGGUGGUCAACCAGAAGUAACGGCAGAAAAUGGCACCGGUACGAACUCGCCGACGAAAAGUCCAGUGAGCAAAGGCAAAACAGCGCUUGCAAGAAUCACUUUGCUAGAUGGAUCUGUGAAAGACUUCCACAUAGACAGAAAGGCGAAAGGCCAAGAAUUACUUGACAUGAUAUGUCAGAGUAUGAAUCUGAUGGAGAAAGAUUAUUUCGGCCUUAUUUACGAGGACAGACACGAUACACGAAACUGGUUAGAUCUGGAUAAAAGAAUCGCAAAAUUUGUGAAAAACGAACCGUGGAAAUUCAAUUUCGAAGUGAAAUUUUAUCCGCCGGAUCCGGCCCAAUUGCAAGAGGACAUAACACGUUAUCAACUAUGCCUUCAAAUCAGAAACGAUAUUAUCACAGGACGAUUACCGUGCUCGUUCGUGACUCACGCUCUUUUAGGUUCAUAUUUAGUUCAGUCCGAGGUUGGAGAUUACGACCCAGACGAGCACGGUCGCACAUAUUUAAAGGACUUCAAGUUUGCCCCUAAUCAAACUCCGGAGUUAGUGGAGAAAGUAAUGGACCUGCACAAAACACAUAAAGGACAGACACCCGCCGAAGCAGAACUCCACUAUCUCGAGAAUGCGAAAAAAUUAGCAAUGUAUGGAGUUGAUCUCCAUCCUGCGAAAGACUCUGAAGGCGUCGAUAUAAUGUUAGGUGUAUGUUCAUCAGGUCUUCUCGUCUAUAGGGAUCGGUUAAGAAUCAAUAGGUUUGCUUGGCCGAAAAUACUAAAAAUCUCUUAUAAAAGGCAUAAUUUCUACAUAAAGAUCAGGCCAGGUGAAUUCGAGCAGUUUGAGUCGACGAUUGGUUUCAAACUAGCUAAUCAUAGAGCUGCGAAAAAAUUAUGGAAAGUGUGUGUAGAACACCAUACUUUCUUCAGACUUAUGAGUCCUGAGCCUGUAAAGAAAGUGGGUUUGCUACCGCAUUUAGGAUCCAGAUUCCGUUAUUCCGGAAGAACUCACUACGAGACGAAGAAGACACCCAUCGAUAGACAACCUCCAAAAUUCGAAAGAUCUUUAAGUGGCCGUCGUCCCACAUCUCGUAGUAUGGAUGCGCUAGGGGGUCCUAAACAAGUUGAAUCUUAUGGUUCAGAACCAAGUAAGAGGCAUACAAUGAGCUAUGAACCUGAAAUGAUUCCUGACAUGGAGCAUAUAGAUCAGCGGCCUAGUCCAAUAAAAAAACAGAAAGAAAAGAAACCGGUCGGAGGAAUCGCUGUCCUACCGCCCGGUGGUCUAUUUAAGAAGAAAAAGGAUAAACAAAAUGAAAGCGAAAAGGAAAAUCAUAAUGAUCUCAACAAUUCUGAUUUAAUAAAUGAAAGUGCUAUUAUUGAUAACAACGACGUGAAGUCAUCCACUAAAAAAGAAUUAAAAAAAAAAGAUAAGGAAACGCCAGAAAAAAGUGCUAUUUUUGACAAGAAUGAAAUAAAGUCAUCCAAUAAAAAAGAAUUGAAAAAGAAAGAAAAAGAAACGCCAGAAAGGAGUGCUUUCAUUGAUGAAUUAAAAUCACUUACUAAAAGAGAUUUAAAAAAGAAAGAUAAAGAAAUGGCGGAAAAGAGUGCUGUUCUGGAAAACAACGAAAUAAAACCACUUAGUAAAAAGGAGCUGAAAAAGAGAGAAAAGGAAAUGUUAGAAAAAAAAGACAAGGAAACGUCAGAAAAGAAAGACAAGGAAACAUCAGAAAAGAAAGACAAGGAAAUGUCAGAAAAGAAAGAAAAGGAAAUGUCAGGAAAGAAAGAAAAAGAAAUAUCAGGAAAGAAAGAAAAAGAAAUAUCAGAAAAGAAAGACAAGGCUACAGAAAAGAAAGAUAAAGAAACACUAGAAAAAAAAGACAAGGAGACAUCAGAAAAAAAAGAUAAGAGAAUAUCAGAAAAAAAGGAUAAGGAAACGUUAGAAAAGAAAAAUAAGGAAAUAUCAGAAAAGAAAAACAAGGAAUCUCCAGAGAAAAAAGAUAAAGGAUCGUUAGAAAAAAAAGAUAAAGAAAAGAAAGACAAAAUAAAGGAUAUACGGGAUGUAAUAAAACCACUUUCUUCAAAAACGAAGAAAAUUUUAACUUCAAGCACUACCCCAACAAUAGUGAAAACCACCACUAAACAAUCAGUAGUAAAGGAUCAAGAAGGUGUGACACAAAAUAUUGAAGAGAAAGUUGAAGAUCUUACACCUGGAGGCACAGGCCAAGUAACUGUUUCUACACAAAUUAAUAAGGCAGAGACAUCAGAUGAUGGUAGAGCUCCAUACAUGACAGCAACUGCUGUCACUACACGUACUGCUACAAUGCAUGAAGAUCUUGAAAAAAAUCAGAAAACCAGUCAGGUAGAAGAAAAAACUGUAGCACAUACAACAGCAACCAGUGCAACAAGACAAGAACAGAGAGUAGUAACUCAAGAAGUUCGAACAACAAGUCAUGUACUUUCUGGCGAGCAGCUGUUCUCACGAAGGCUCAGUACAUCCAGUUCAAGCAGUGAUGAUUCAGGUACUCCAAUUGACCUUGAAGAUGAUCAACAGGCAUUCUGCAAUCAGUAUUAUCAGGGUGAUCCAGCCGGUGUUGUUGAAACUGAGACACAUGUUUACAAAGGAGAACCAGAAAAUAAUGUAACAACAACUACUACAGUGCCACUAACAGCAACUGAAACUAGGAAGGUAGCUGUUGAAAGUGAAGAUGGUAUGUACAGUGCAACUGGGGAAAUAGUUAGUUCUCAAACAAUAUCCAGUAAAACUCGCACUGUUGAAACGAUAACGUAUAAAACUGAAAGAGAUGGAGUUGUAGAAACUCGCGUAGAACAAAAAAUCACGAUACAAUCAGAUGGCGAUCCGAUUGAUCAUGAUCGAGCUUUAGCAGAAGCAAUUCAAGAAGCAACAGCAAUGAAUCCUGAUAUGACAGUAGAAAAGAUAGAAAUUCAACAGCAAACAGCGCAGUAAUUUGUAAUUAAUUAAAAAUUACCCUUAUAAGAGAUAAAGGGCACUCUUUGUCUAAAAAAUAUAAUGCUCGUAAUUCUAAAAAAAAGAUAAAAUAAAAAAUUAAAUUGGUAUAGGAUGUUUCCGAUUCGAUGGCAUAAUCAGAAAGAGUGAUUUUAAAAAAUAAGUUAAGAAAAAACGAAAUUUUUCAUUUAAAGCUACAUUUUCGAGAAAAUCGAGUUUGAAAAUCUAUCAACUAUACUUUUUAAUUAAUUUUGGAUUGAUCAGAAUAAUGAAUAGGAUAUUAUUCUACUUGCGAAAAUAAGUUAAAAAUAUAGAAUACAAUUUUUUCGUAUACCCUUAUAUAAGGGUAAUACAGUCCUUCAUUUUGGAAAAAAUUCAAUUUUAAAUAUAUAUUUACUAAAUCAAUUCUUAACUAAACAUAAAAGUUUAUUUUUUUCUUCUUACCACAAGGUAAUAAACAGAAAAAAUUUAUUUUCGCAGAUUCACUAUUUAUUUACUCUAUGUAGUUUAGACAAAUUUAAAUGUACUUGAUAAAUUUUCAAACCUAGUUUUCUUGAGAAUAAAGCCUGGAAUGAAAAAAUUUUAUUCCUUUCUGGUUGUAUUAUAGAAUUCGAAACAUCCUAUAUAUUUUAAUAAUGGAUAGCAAAUGAUUUGACUCAGUUUUGCAUUUUUCUAUGUAAAGGGCUAAUCAGAAGCAUUUGUUAUAUUUGAAGACAUUUCUUAUAACAAAUAUUGCCCAAUGCUACGAGCUUGAACUUGAUUAAAAUCAAGUUACUAUAAAAAAAUGUCAUGGUACUUUGUACCAUAAACGACAGUGUUCAUAUUCGAAGUAUGUAUUAUUUACAUACAUAGAGGCAGAAAUAUAUAUUAGACAUAUUAUGUAUACAUAGUUAUGUAUGUAUGUAUGUAACAAAAGCUAAUUUGUUUGUAAUUAUAAAAAUAUGACAGAGUGCCCUAUUUUACGUCAUCGUUUCACAGCAAAUAAAGUCAUGAUAUUCGUGACAUUUCACAUAAAAAGCAUAUUAAAAAUUCAUUCGUAAAAAUUCAUUUAAACAAUAUUCAAGACUUGUUCAACAAAAUUUUUUUUAAAUUUUAAAUUUUUGGCAGGUUUUUUGUUAUAACUUAAAUUUCUAUUUUUAAGACUUCGUCUCUGAGCCUAAUGUAAUAAAAAACAAUUAAAAACAUCUUAAAAAACAUUUUAACAAGUCAAACAUAUGUAACUAUCCAUUAAUAUGCAUUUAAAUUAUAUGAACAAUAUAUAAUAUUAUAUAUAUAUAAUUUUUAUUAAUAUAUAUAUAUAUACAAGUCACUCGAAGAAAAAUAUAUAGAAACUAACAGUGGAAGACUUAUAAUAUCUAAGUGAAAAACAUAAAAUUUUUUUAUAAGGCUUCGUACGAUUUAAAUAUAGCUUUUCUGCAAUAAUUCUUUUGUAUAGAUUAAUUAUUUGUGACAUACUUUUUUCAGAGUAUUUUCAAAGUACAUAAUGUUUAUUUUGUGACAAAGUCAGAGUUCUUUAACUAUGAAAUAUUAAUAUAUACAUUAAAAUAUAUACAUAUACAUAUAUAUACACAUAUAUGUACAUGUACACAUAACAUUUACGGUUAAUUGGGAAAGAAAAUAAAAAUCUACAAAGUUUCCUAUAACUUAUAGUAUUAUCCAGCAAUGUAAAUUGAAAUAAAAUUGUUAACAUUGCUAUACGUCUUUUAUUUAAUAAUUUAAAAAUAUACAUUUGGAAACUAUGUAGAUUUUCAAAAUAUACUUUAAAGAUAAUAAGGUUUAUUAGUAAUAUUAAGGUAAAGUUAUAUGUAUGUAAUUCAUACCAAGAGCUAUGAUGCAUUGGUCAGCGUAUAUGUCUAAAUUUAGCUAUAACUUUUGUAGUUUUAAGACUACAAGUUCAUAUAAGAUUUUAUUUGUUUAAUAGGUUAUUUAAUUUUUGUAUGAACACAGAGAUAUUGCUAAGAACAAGGAAAGGCUGAUAAUCUGAAUUUAAAAUAAAAUUAUUAAGAUGCAAGUUAUACUUUGCAAAAAUAAACUAUAUAAAUAUAUAAAGUUAUAAAUAUUAAUAUCGCUGCUUUAUAUAUUUAUGUGUGAAUAAUAUAUACAUAUACACAGAUAUAUAUAUACAUAUAUAUACACAAGCGGCAAUUGUGAAGCAACAUUAAAAUAUGCAUAUCACACUGUAGGAGGCUUGUUUAUACCUUUGUUCUUUCAAAUGUUAGUUAAAACUACUAUAUACUACGCUUGCAGUUUGCACAAAGCAUUUAUUUUAUGAUACUAAACAAUAUGUUUCAUGUGUUAACGAUGAAGAAUCUUUUUUACUUUUCUACUUUUUACAUAAUACAUCACGAAGCGAAAAAGAUAUUUACGUAUAUAUUAGUUUUGUAGUUAUUUACAUUUGUUAUAUCUUUUCUUAGCGAUUGUGAAAUUUGUCAAUGUUGCAGUAUUAUUGUAUUGUAUUGUCAUUUUAUAUACACAAAUAAAAAAUAUUAAAAUUUCUGUAGAACAAAGGAUAAUCAUAGACCGUCUACGUGCGAAUUGCAUUUUGUCUUAUAUAUUAGAUUUUGUUAUACGCUGGCAGCUAAUGAAUUGUUCGAAUUUUAUAAAAUAUAUUGACAUUAAUCCUAUUUUAUUUCAUAGUAUUAGUUUAUAUUUCAAAUAUGCUCAACCCGUAUUAGUUCUUACUUUUUUAUUUAUGAGCAAUUUUAGAAAUUUCUUAGAUUGAUUUUUAUGUUUCGAUAUUAUAAAAAGCAGUAAAAUUAUGUUAAAGAAGAAAUUGAUUUUCUACUUGUACCUUUUACACCAUGUAAUUCCAUAAUUUAUAUAUUUGUUUUUAUUGUAUCUAACAUUCCAUGCUUAUAGUGACUAACAAAUAUGUAUCAUAAAUGCCUGUGUCAUUUAAAACUUAUUUUAACUCGUUUAUUCAUACAAUUAUAUUUAUCACAGUUUUAUAUUAGCUCUGCUUGAAGAAAUUGUUACAUAAUGAUACAAUGCAGAGGAUAAGAAAUUUUUUAUUACAUUCAAUUUGUGUGCUUCUUGUGUUUUUCAGUUAAAAUACAAAAUUAAGCUUUAAAAAUACAAAUCUUCAAGCAGUGUACAAAUGUAGUUAAUAGUAUUUUGUACUUUAAUACUUCUGUCGUUCAUUUAGUGAUAACAUGAUAAUUAUAAUAUUAUAUACUUAAUAUUAUAGUUCUAUAAUAUAA